This is a messenger RNA of Choloepus didactylus (southern two-toed sloth), 3840 nucleotides long. It is a transcript of the gene PI4K2A, whose product is annotated as phosphatidylinositol 4-kinase type 2 alpha. Gene Ontology annotation, molecular function: 1-phosphatidylinositol 4-kinase activity. Gene Ontology annotation, biological process: phosphatidylinositol phosphate biosynthetic process; Golgi organization; endosome organization. Bases 48 to 1487 code for a protein of 479 amino acids. The record is from RefSeq and is a predicted model, not a curated record. Gene Ontology annotation, cellular component: trans-Golgi network; lysosomal membrane; endosome. NCBI's taxonomy places the organism in Eukaryota, Metazoa, Chordata, Mammalia, Pilosa, Megalonychidae. The transcript has 9 exons.
CUCAGCUCUUUGGAGCGCGCCGGGUCCCGGAGCCGGCGGCCUGAGGGAUGGACGAGACGAGCCCACUGGUGUCCCCCGAGCGGGCCCACCCCCCGGACUAUACGUUCCCGUCGGGCUCCGGCGCUCACUUGCCGCAGGUGCCGGGAGGCGCGGUCCGAAUCGCGGCGGCGUCCGGUUCGGCCCCCUCUCCGCCCGGCUCGCCUGGCCACGACCGGGAGCGGCAGCCUCUGCUGGAUCGGGCCCGCGGCGCUGCGGCCCAGUCCCAGACCCAAACCGUGGCGGCGCAGGCCCAAGCCCUGGCCGCCCAGGCCGCGGUGGCGGCCCACGCCACGCAUGCCCACCGCGAGCGGAACGAGUUUCCGGAGGAUCCCGAGUUCGAGGCGGUAGUGCGACAGGCCGAGGUGGCUAUCGAGCGCUGCAUUUUCCCCGAGCGCAUCUACCAGGGCUCCAGCGGAAGCUACUUCGUCAAGGACCCUCAGGGGAAGAUCAUUGCUGUCUUUAAGCCCAAGAAUGAAGAGCCAUAUGGGCAUCUUAAUCCUAAGUGGACCAAGUGGCUGCAGAAGCUGUGCUGUCCCUGCUGCUUUGGCCGCGACUGCCUUGUCCUCAACCAGGGCUAUCUCUCAGAGGCAGGGGCCAGCCUGGUGGACCAAAAACUGGAACUGAACAUUGUGCCCCGUACAAAGGUAGUAUACCUGGCCAGUGAGACCUUCAACUAUAGUGCCAUUGACCGAGUGAAGUCCCGGGGCAAGCGUCUUGCGCUAGAGAAAGUGCCAAAAGUUGGGCAGUGCUUUAACCGCAUUGGGCUACCUCCAAAGGUUGGUUCAUUCCAACUCUUUGUUGAAGGCUACAAAGAUGCAGAUUACUGGCUGCGACGUUUUGAAGCAGAACCACUCCCUGAGAACACUAAUCGGCAACUACUGCUGCAGUUUGAGCGGUUGGUGGUCCUAGAUUAUAUCAUCCGCAAUACUGAUCGGGGCAAUGAUAACUGGCUGAUUAAAUAUGACUGUCCAAUGGAUAGUUCUAGCUCUCGGGACACAGACUGGGUGGUAGUGAAGGAACCUGUUAUUAAGGUGGCUGCCAUAGACAAUGGGUUGGCUUUCCCACUGAAGCAUCCUGACUCUUGGAGGGCAUAUCCUUUUUACUGGGCCUGGUUGCCCCAAGCAAAAGUUCCAUUCUCUCAAGAAAUCAAAGAUCUGAUUCUUCCAAAGAUAUCAGACCCCAACUUUGUCAAGGACUUGGAAGAGGACCUGUAUGAACUUUUCAAGAAAGAUCCUGGUUUUGACAGGGGCCAGUUCCAUAAGCAGAUUGCUGUCAUGCGGGGACAGAUUCUAAAUCUGACCCAGGCCCUGAAAGACAACAAGAGUCCCCUGCACCUCGUCCAGAUGCCACCUGUGAUUGUCGAGACGGCCCGUUCCCACCAGCGGUCUUCUAGCGAGUCCUACACACAGAGCUUUCAGAGUCGGAAACCCUUCUUUUCGUGGUGGUAGCCUGAGAGGCAGGCAAAGGAGAUAUUGUCUGAGACUCGGGCAGGAAGAGGAAGCCUGGGGAGAGGGUUGCCGGAAAAGCCAGAGAAGCCAGUAGAGAGCAGCACCCUAACGAGCCCUCCCUCUCUGCUCGCCAUCCCUCUCAGGGCUUCCCAAAGCACAGGGAGAAGCACAAUCACAGGGACAGAGGGUGCUUCUGGGCCUUUCUGAGUGCUGGGGCUCCAUACAAGAAGGAGCAUCUCUCUUCCAGUGUUUUUUGAUGGCAGGCUGGGAAAUCCCCUUCUCUCCCUGCCACCCUGCUCUGUUGCAAUUCCUCAUUACUGGUUAUGUUCUGCAUCAGAAAACAAAACAAAUUUAAAUGCUAGCAGUAAAAGCCAGGCAGAGCCCCAGAUCUUUUCACUUCAAAACCUCUUGUCCAGGUUUAAAUUUAUAUGGACCCAGACUUUUGGGUGCCUUACAGCUUCUUACUCCUGUGAACCAAGGCUGUGUCAUAGGGCAAGUGGGUGAUACACAGGGUUGGGACAGACACAGAAGCCACAACUUUCUUUUAGGUUUUUGCCAAGUUUUCUUUUCCUCCUCCCACUAGUGCCACAGGUUGGCUGAAAGCCUCCAGACACAGUUCUCAUUACAGGGAUACUUUUUGCUGUAGACUUCCAGUAGUUCUGCAUAUGGUCAUAUGAACCCCCCUGCUUUCUGCCCCUAGUAGGGACCCAACUCUCUUCCCCAGGCCUGCAGCCUGGCUAUCACUCAAUAAAGGCAGGAAGGACUAGUCUAGUCAUUUAUAUCUUAACAGGAAGUUGACUCCCUAGUAUACAAAAGGGAUCCACAUGGCCUAAGUGUAUGCCAGGAGCUGUACUUGGUUUAUGGUUUAAUUUACCCUAGCCUUGCUCUCUGAGCCCUUGGCCCUAGCCAAAGGUGAUAAAUUCUCCAAAUCCUCUAAUUUGACCUCUGAUUUGUUUCUGUUCAUUUAAAUUUUGUUUUCCCCAACUGUUUUAACUUAGGACUUCAGUCAUUGCCCCACAUCGGUGAGGGUUCUGGGGUGGGUUUCUGCUCAUAAGAGGACAGAAUAUUAGGUUCUUGGACCUUACUUUAUGGUACCACUGCUGCUUGAUGGAGGUGCUGGGAUUUGUAUUCUGACUCCUAAUCGACAGCUUCCCAUUGUUCCCUGGCGUCUUUCCAUGGGCCGGUUUGUCCAUGGCUUCUUGAGAGGGGCAGGGCCCAAAGAAAAGAGGCCUUCAAACUGUCCCCCAGAGCCUGCUCAGCCUAAUGCGCUUCUUCUUGCUUCCAUGUAUCUUUUCCCCUAGCUGUCUCCCUUGCCAGGUGUCCAAGCCUUGUCUACACCAAAGCAAAGAGCAGCUUCAGGAGGGAGUAAAAAGGAUGCCAUCUAUGGCUAAGGGGCCACUGGGUUCAUGCCCUAUGUUACUGACACUUGAUGGUUCUGACACCCUGUGAUUGGUCAGUCAGCCUUGGAAAGAAACUGUCAUAUUGGUUUGAAAAACAACCAAAGAAAGGGAGUAAGGACUAUGGCUCUGUGCCCUCUGCUUGCCCAGCUCCCAAAUCAUGGAAGCAGAGCAGAGAUUUGCAAUCCUCUUGUCAGCUGGGACAGUUUGGUCCCCUUCCAUUGCAGCCCCCAGGAGACAGCUUGCCCUGAGCUUCCACUCAGCUGACAGGAAUAUUCCAUAAGAGCUGGAUAUGCAUGCCCUGUGGAGGAAGGCACAGCUGCCCUGCUUGCCUGGCCCUGACAAUCCCAUCCAGACCACCUGGACUGUAGCCUUGAGAGCCAUGUUUGAGAGAAUACCUGCCCCCAGAUUGCAGGAGCAGCAGGGCUCCCAGAGGCCCAAGGGGACCCUGGUGUGUGUGAAGAUCCCCACAGACAUCUUAACACAAAAAUGUAGGUGAAGCUUCCCACCUGGGAACUUAGAGCCUGAAGAGUCUAAAGAGGAGCCUGGUUGCUUCUCCCUGCCAAGCCAAAUCUGCACAUUGUUCUGAUCCAGACCAGCUCUGUGAUCAGAAGGAAACUGGGUCCAAUGUGAGAGGGAGCUGGAACCUGUCCCUGGCAGGCUCAGAGUGCAGGGCAUCCUUUCCUGGCCUGUCUCCAUUCUCCAUUGGAGCCUGUUCUCAGGUUGCCUUGAAUAUGGACUUUGGGAGAGCCAGGGGCCCAGAGUGCCAGGACAGGCUUCUGGGUGGCACUCACAGACUGGCCCGUCCCUCUGCCAGCCAUAGGCCCUGUUGCUUAAUGUCAGGGAGUGGAGGCUGGGCUGAGAGUGCUGCUGCCCCUGUAUUGUUCUUCUAAGGUACUGUAGAAAUUGUAUGUAAUGUAUUUAAAUCAUUGCAAAUAUAUGAAUAACAAAUCCAA